CGCGCGGCCGUGCAGUGGAGCAGCCGCGUCUGGUGAGUGACAGCCGCCUGAUGAUGGGACCCUGAGACCCGGAGCCGCUCCCGACACCGGUCACAUACAGAUUCUGUCGGCACAAGUCUAUUCUAAGGAAAAUUGCUGAGGAUUCUCCGCUCGGAUUGCUGAGGCAUUAACAAUGAAGCACUUCAUGAAGAUGGUGGUUCAGGUGUGGUUGUACUUCUACUGCAUCUGUCUUUGGCGUUGUCUGAAGUUCAUUCUGAGAAAGCUGACCGGAAGGUGUGAGCUGCAGAGAAUCUGCUACAAGAACAAGCCUGGUGCUGGACGGACCUUAAAAUUGGAAUCUUCCUUGAAGUCAUCAAAAAGUAAGCUCCUGCAGUCGGCAGUCGCAGUGCACCCCGAUGCCAUUGAAAAAAACAUAGAAGAUAUCCUGACGCUGAAGAAAGUGAAUGUGGACAGCAACCCGCAGUUGUCAGUGUCUCUUCAAGCUUGUCUUCUCCAGAUUGUGGGCUAUAGGAAUCUAACCGUAGAGGUGGAAAAACUGCGCCGGGAGGCAUACGAUUCAGAUAACCCACAGCAUGAGGAGAUGCUUACUAAGCUGUGGAAAAUGCUGAAACCUGGUGUUCCUCUGGAAGCGCGGGUCUCUAAGCAAUGGUGUGAAAUUGGUUUCCAAGGCGAUGACCCAAAAACAGAUUUUAGAGGAAUGGGUCUCCUGGGACUGUACAACUUGGUAUACUUUGCAGAAAAAGACACUAACUCCGCUCUUCAGAUUCUUUCUGACUCCCUUCAGCCCAAAUGCAGGGAUGUCAGUAAAGAGGACUUCAGUAAAAUCAGCAAAAUGGAAUGGGAAAUGAAAAAGUUUGACAAGGCCAUUGGAUACUCCUUUGCCAUUGUUGGAAUUAAUAUUACUGACCUGGCCUACAACCUGCUGAUAAGUGGGGCUCUCAAGACACAUCUGUACAAUGUGGCCCCAGAAGCUCCGUCCUUGCAUCAUUUCCAGCAAACUUUCUGUUUUCUUAUGCAUGAGUUUCAUAAAUUUUGGAUUGAAGAAGAUCCCUUGGACAUAAUGGAGUUCAAUCGUGUGCGCAACAAGUUUCACAAGCGUAUCUUAAAGCAGCUUCAGAAGACGGACAUGGCUUUGUGUCCCCACUUCGCGGCCUCGGAAAGCUUGGUCAACGUGUAGUCAUCUACAUUGUAGAAUUCCAGAUCACUGCCUCACUGUUGUGUUCAUUAUCAUGGCGGCCGUGCUGUAUGACCACAGCGAUUGUAUGCAUGCUUUUUUUGGUAAAGUACUCAUCUCUGUUUUGAUGAUAACAUAUAAAUCCCUCGGCUUUUAGGUGUCACGGGAUUUGCUCAUUUUAAUGGUUGCGCAUAUUGCGGGUUACGCAGUGUUAUAUUUUCAUCUGACAUUAGAGUUUUCUAUUUUUUUAGAGUGUAUUUUUUUCUCAUAGGUAAACAUUGAGGAGUUGUAUUUAUGUUUGACCAAGCCAGCACUUGUACUGUAAGCAUUUUAUGAUCCCUAAAAUUUCUACUGACCUGUUGCUACGUUUUACAUAACUGAAAUGUCUUAUAUACUGUAUAUACACUGCUUCACCAUUCUACAGCCUAAACAUAAUCUAUAGUUGUGUCGCAAGAAGGUAACAAGUGCUAAUAGGAACAGCUUUAAGGGGCUAAAGUGAAGGAAAUUUGUGUAAGUGCCCCUGUUUGUUCCUCCCCCAAUACUCCCUCAAUUGAGUAUUCUGUAGCUAUAAGGUCCAAAUGAUAAAGACUCCAGUUCUGUAAUUCUAGAUGAUAGAUGGCCAUGGUAAGGUCACAUUGCUCUGUAGUUAUGUAUAGCAGGGCUCUCAAAUUUCUAAGAUAAUGCUCCUUCUUCUGCAUUAGUUCAUGUUGGCACUGUAUACAAAAAGUUGUCUCGAAAAUUCCUUGCCAUAAGGCGGCUUAUUUUUCACCAUUACCUCUACCUUAUGUUCUUCCUUAACUUGCACCAGGUAUUAAAAUUGGUUGUCUGAUUUAGAAAACCUAUUUUCAAAUACCCUACUGAGGAAUUAUGAAUUUUUUGAGAGGUAUUCCCUGUUGAGGACCCUCAUCUAUUUUCUAGAUUAUAGAGUGGCUACAAAGAGUGACUCUCAUUCAAGAGGGUCCACCGCAUACAUGCAUUACACCAACAGCCCACUGCUUUCAGUGGACACCAAGUAAUGCUUAAUUUCACCUGUGGUGGUACUGCAGGAUAAUUGAUCACUUGCUGCUGGGUUCUCCUGCAGUUUACAGUUCAUCGCUGGCGGUCUCAGCGGUAGACUGUAUGUGACCAGUUUAUCUUCAGGGGACCUUAAAUGGACGACCUCUUUAGGCAGACCAUGCAUGUUUUUCUCAUAAUAACCCACCAUACUAAUAAUAAUGAAAGUGAGUAAUUAUCAGACAUGGUGGAAACAAUCCAAGUUGGGCUAAUUUUAUGGGCAUUUUUGAACUCCAAUGACCGGCUCCACUGGAGCCAGAGCUCAUUUAGUCAGUCAUCCAGAGGGGUGAUCUAUGAUGGCCAAAUUAGCAGGAUCUAUGUGCGCUUGGUAGUAUUAGGAAAUGGUUUACUGCUCUUUGUUCUAGAAUCUAGAUAUUCUAAACCAUCAUGGACAUUAUAACUAUAUACCAUAUGUAUUGAGGAACACAAGAAUGUAAACCAAUAAGGAAAAGUUUCAUAGUCUCAAAAGUCAGGACCAUCCAAAUAUCUGUAAGAUGUAUAAUUUUGGUAUAAUGUAAUAAUUUUCAUUAAUUGUAUCACUGAUUCCAUCUUACGUCUGAAAAAAAUUAUAUUUAGGUGCUUACUGGCCUUAUGGCUUGUAUAAUACUUUAAAAAAAAAAGUGAAUCUUUUUAUUGGCUUCCACAUACUGGUGGUGCACUUCUCCCAAAGAAACCAUCGGGUUAGACAGAGCAAGGAUAAGGUGAAGUAGGCAUCCAUUUUUGGUACCAUUGAGAAAGCUGGUGUUGAGCUGGUAAAGGAGCUGUAGGAACCACCAGACCUUGCCUACAGAUAUGAUGUACGUUGGCCAGUUUGACCCUGCACAAGUAUGGAGGUAACAGAGUAGUAUUACAUGAGGAAAGUCAAGGACUGAGGCUUGGAGGUCACAUUCUGAACCCCUCUACUUGGGGCACCAAGAAAGCUUGUGCUGCUUCUGAUGUCCGACAGGAAAAAUUCAACCCAUCCAACCUUUGUUUCAUUGAUGGCAGCCCUCAGGCAACAGUUUGUUAGUCCCCAUAGACUUUACUUAUGAUGUAAGUUAGAUAGCUGUCACCUGAAAACUUGUUCAAAGUCUCUCCUGAAUCCCUCAUACACAAUCUUGGCAGAAAGCCACUGCCUGAGAACAAAAGGAUCAAGCAUGUUGAACUACAACGACCUAGUCCUUCUCUCUUCGCAAGCAUAUAUUAACCCCAUCAGUAAUUUAACCAGAAAAUUUCCUUACCAAGGUGACAUCAAUUACCUUAGAGCAGUUUCCACCUUCUAAUAUACGGUAUUUUUGCCCAGAAAAGUUCUCAGAGUAUAUCACAGUAUAUUAUAUCUACGAUCUCUUCUUAACACUAGAUAAAUAAAUCUAUUUUGUCAGGAUACAAACUCUUUGGGAGUAAAUUUUGAUGUAAAGCAUUAUAUUUUACAAACUUUUUAACAAUUAUUGAACACUUUGUAUAUUUGUCUAUUUUAGAGACAUUUCUCAAAUUUUAGAAAGAUGAGGAAUAAUCUCUUUACAACAGUGUUAAUUGAGUUAAUUAGAUGCGCAAUAGAGGGAGCAGACAUUCAAAGUGUCCCUGUACUUUUGAUACAUCUUGGUGACAUAUCAAAGUUUUUUUGAUCAUUGGGGAUCCAAGCCCUGAAAUCCCACCAGUCGCUGGAAGGAGGAAAGAGAAGUACUCACACUGAGAGCUGGAGAGCACACUGCUGGAAACGGACUGGAGACCGACUCAUAUUGAGCUUGUCUUCAGCAGUUAGGAGAUACAGUGGUCUGUGUGAGCAAUCAGUGGGGGUGUCAUGGCCAGGACCACUACCGAUCAAAUCCUUUCUUAUGUCACUAGGACAUAUCAAAAGUUAGUUAGUUUUUUAAAGUACAAGUCCUCUUUAAAUUACAUUUGGAACCCUGUACCUUGGGAACUCAGACGCUCCUCUCACAAUUUUACUAGAUGAAGCUGUUUCCCUAUAUGGAUACUAUACAGCUGUACAUGCAGGGAGAUCCACAACAGCUGAAAAGCAACCAGUUGAAGACCGCUGCUGGAUAGUGUGCCAUUAUAAGGUGGAGUAUGUAUCAGUAGCAAUAAGUCUGGACUUUUUGUAUUUUCUCUUGAGGAUGAUUCACUAGUCUUCAGACUGGCUUUCUCAAUUACAGUGACUUGUACAAGAAAUCCCCUGCAUUAAAUACUGGUGACUCAUGCUUCAGUCAGCAUAAUCUGUCAACAGAUAACUGAUUAUGCUAACUGAAGCAUGAGUCACCAGUAGCUUUGCACCAGGAGUUGUCCCUCUGGGUUGCAUAUCGUAGAGAGAUGCAUUUAGUGAUGAAAUAUUAUAUCACAUUGAUUUAUUUAUAUAGUGCAUAAUACAGACUUAGAGCCUUACGAAUCAAAAUAAGUAGCCUUGUGACCCGUUAUCAACCAGCUCAACAUUCACUUUUUAGAAACUAGGAAAAAGGAGCUAAGGAAUUUCUUUGCUGUGGAAAACACAACAAUUUUUUCGAGAUUGCCAGGGCAUUUUGGGAGUUGUAGUUUUGAAACAGCUGGAGAGUCACAGGCCUUCUGCACACAACCGUACCUAUUUUUGUGGUCUGCAAAAUGCGGAUAACGACCGUGGGCAUCCUGCAUUUUCGAUUCCACAGUAUGUUUCAAAUGCCUAUUUUUGUGCGCAAAUUUGGAGAAGAAUAGGACACGUUAGAUUUUUUUAAAAAAAUUGCAGGACCACGGAACGGUGCUGUCCGCAUCUUUUGUGAAAAGAAUGGACCAAAACUAUGGUAUUGUGCAUGAGGCCUUAUACAGGAUGAAUGAAAAGUUCCUGGCAUGAAAAGAUUUCUUUAGAAACAGAUAUUUCAUAAAGGAAAACUCUGAGCAAAAGUGAUAUGUUGUGUAAUGCGGGGGUGACUAGAAACAAAAUGUGCCCAGCAUCAUUUCCCUUGGGGCUCUUUCUGUAGUGAAGUAUAAAUGUAAAAAAUAGGUGAUUUUGCUUUUUUAUCCUCCCCAAAAGGGGCACAUAACCAGAGAAUGGUACAGCAUGGAUCAAAGACAAAAGGCCAUCGGGAGCAAAUCUACAAGGAAGCAUUUUCUAUAAUGUUACCCAUUGACACCCAUUCAUCCCAGUGUAACAAUGUGGCAGUGGCUGACUUGUACAGGUUUUUCCCAUGAUAUAAAGAACCAGUUUCUGUUCUGCUCAUAUUCAUGCUUUUUUAUUGAAUGUUGCAUCAUUUCUGAAUAUGGUGUCACUCGACCGUGUGAUCUCAUUUACCAGAAUUCAUUUUUGUUUUGGAUUUCAGGCUUCUAACUGUGAU
Molecule: messenger RNA, 5505 nt
Organism: Bufo gargarizans (Asiatic toad)
Lineage: Eukaryota; Metazoa; Chordata; Amphibia; Anura; Bufonidae
Gene: ELMOD1
Product: ELMO domain containing 1
Exons: 12
Coding region: 173-1177 (334 amino acids)
Molecular function (GO): GTPase activator activity
Source: RefSeq, a predicted model, not a curated record